AAAGUUUUAGGUUAGAAAACGGGUCUCAAUUUCGACCCAUGAAAACACCCUACAUCAAGCACCACCACAAGAGGUGCAGCUGCUGCGUGAGUCACCGCCGCGAGAAGUGCCACCACAAGUAACAUUAUAGUGAGAAGUGCCCCGAACGACGGGUCGAAGCGCGAUUUUGACUAAUUGCUCUUUUCCCUUUCUCUCACUACUUUCUGUCCAUUUUUUUCUUAAUCUCAGUAUUUGAAGCCAGAGUUGAAGAUUUUAUUAUUUGAAUUGUGAGGAAGAUUGAUCAAAGAAACUGAGGGAAAAAUGAAGAUGGUAACUUCUUUCACCGGCAACAUGAAGAGAGCUGCUGCUGGGCUUAAACGCAUUAAUCUUGAUGGUCUACGAUGGCGGGUUUUUGAUGCACAAGGCCAGGUCCUUGGGAGGUUAGCUUCUCAAAUCGCUACUGUAGUUCAAGGAAAAGAUAAACCAACUUACACCCCUAAUCGUGAUGAUGGAGAUAUGUGCAUUGUUCUUAAUGCAAAGGAUGUUUGUGUGACUGGGAGAAAACUCACAAAAAAGGUCUACUACUGGCAUACAGGCUAUGUUGGCCACCUCAAGCAAAGGACUCUAAAGGAUCAAAUGGCCCAUGACCCUACUGAUGUCAUUCGCAAAGCUGUUCUGCGUAUGCUGCCCAGAAACAAACUACGUGAUGACAGGGAUCGAAAAUUAAGGAUUUUUCCUGGCAGUGAGCAUCCAUUUGGUGAUCGGCCACUUGAACCUUAUGUGAUGCCUCCGAGAAGUGUACGAGAAAUGACGCCACGAAAAAGGCGUGCCAUGAUUCGAGCACAGAAGAAGGCUGAGCAGCAACAACAGAAUGCUGAUGGAAAGAAGGGCAAAAAUGGAGAAACGCAGGAAGAAAUUGCAUGAAGAUACAAUUUUGCUCAAGGAAGAUGGUGCACACACUGAUUAUCAUUCAAAUGGAAAACCAUCUGUCUCAAAAGCAUAGACCAAACAAGACAUUAUUAAAGGCUUAGACCAAAGAAUUUGAAAACUUUAUUGAUUAUGAAAAACUGUCAUGACAAUUUUUCAAAUAAACUAUUUUCAGUAACUUGUAUUUUCAGAAACUGCAGGUCCACAUUAAAUAACAAAAAAUUGUAAAAUUGAAACACUUCUCUAAACACUAAUCCUAAGCUGGAUGAUCAACAAAUUCUUCAUUCAGCAUUUCUAUAUCUCUUGACAUUUUGGUGAAUGAUCAGGCUUUCUCUAUCUAA
Molecule: messenger RNA, 1247 nt
Organism: Vigna radiata var. radiata (mung bean)
Lineage: Eukaryota; Viridiplantae; Streptophyta; Magnoliopsida; Fabales; Fabaceae
Product: 50S ribosomal protein L13
Exons: 5
Coding region: 301-903 (200 amino acids)
Biological process (GO): negative regulation of translation; translation
Cellular component (GO): ribosome; mitochondrial large ribosomal subunit
Molecular function (GO): mRNA binding; structural constituent of ribosome
Source: RefSeq, a predicted model, not a curated record